Messenger RNA from Lolium perenne, 2001 nucleotides. RefSeq names its product protein neprosin-like. The record is from RefSeq and is a predicted model, not a curated record. NCBI's taxonomy places the organism in Eukaryota, Viridiplantae, Streptophyta, Magnoliopsida, Poales, Poaceae.
AUGGGUCGUUUUAUCGGCAAGACAAAGAAGAUUGAUAUGGCAUAUACUAGAGAAUAUGUUGUGGUUCGAGCACUUGUUAAAGUGGUUGACAUUGCAAGUAUCCCUUAUAAGAAAUUGAUUUUCCAUGAAGAUGAGGGAUAUUAUCUCACCUUUGAGAUUGAGGAAGAGGUGGACAUGGUCGAGGAUGAUGAUCCUACAAAUGGAGAUGAAGAUUCUAAUUCUAAAGAAAAGGAGCAUGAGAAGAGAAAGGACCCUAAGGGAGAUAAUUCAAAGAAUGGCAAUUCAUCCAGAGAGCCACAGGCAAAAAAUGACUUUCCUAUGACUGGGGGCAAUGGAGUAUCUGAUGUCAAUAAGGGUGCGCAUACAGCUGCUCUUCAGACAUUGCCUGAUCUUGCACAAUGCAGUGUUGUGGAGGCGGGUUUGGAGAAGAUCACCGGAUCUACACCGACCCCUGUUUCGAGCCGAAGACUUUAUAUCUCUCCCUCGACGAAACAGAAUGGUUGUGCUCUGGUUGUUGAUGACGGAGAUGGGGUUGGCCUGCCUAGGACGCUAGGUUCUGAUAUACUCCAGUCUACCGCGAUCACUGAUGGUAUUUCUACUCGCAUAUCUUCCCCUGCCGAGCCAGGGAAGUCGCGUGUCAUGACAGCGUCUGCUGCCGUGGCAGACCUGCCUGCUUUCUCUGUCGUGGCAGAGCUUUCAGGUGCGGAAAUGUCUGGCCCGAAUUUCUGUUCUACUGAGUUGGUGAAGGCCCGUGUGGAGAUGGAAAAAGUUUCAUCUACUUCACCCACGCCUCAGAGCUCGGCGUUUGGAACUCGAUCAAGUGAUCACUUAGGUGCGCAAUCUAAUGCGGAUCAGCCGCAGUUGGAGAGGGCCAUGCACCUUGCGCAGAAAUGUCAAGUUCCAGCCAUGGGAGGAAAAGAAGUUGCAUGUUUAAAACAAGGGGAAGAUACUAGCAGGGCCCACAUGAAUCAUCAAGUUAAUAAGACAAUUCUCGCUGAAGGCGGAGAUGUAUAUGAUUGCAUUGGUGUGGAUGUGCAACCAGCAUUUAACCACCCAUUACUGAGAGACCACAAAAUUCAGAUGGAACCAAGUUCUCUCCCACUGAGUACAUAUGUAGAAUCUCCAUCGACGCAUUCCAUGCCACAAGCACAAUUGCCUAUCAUUGACUGCCCGACAGGAACAAUUCCAAUAUUGCGUAACAAUAGAAUGGACCACAUGGCGGCGAAAACUAUUGACGCAGUGAUAGGCAAGGACCUUCAAGAAGAUGGUGCAGGAAUCGAAUAUAAGGAUGAGCUAUAUGGAACACGGGCAAAAAUAAAUGUUUAUGCUCCAAAAGUGAAGACGAAUAGUAAGGAUUUCAGUGCAUCAAGCAUACAAAUGAAUGGGGGGCCAAAACCGGGCCUUCGAGAUGCGAUAGGUGCCGGUUCUUUGGUAUAUCCAAGAUAUAGUGGUGACAGCUUUGCUAGAUUUCAUGUUUUCUGGGAUUAUGGUGUACCAACAAAUAGUUGCCUCAAUCAUGAUUGCCCUGGUUUCGUGCAAGUUAGCCGAAGUGUUGUCCUCGGAGGAAGAAUAAACCCAAUAUCUUCCUAUAAUGGACCGCAGUAUGUAAUAGAUGUUCUUAUAUUUAAGGAUCCAAAGACUAAAAACUGGUGGGUAUCUUAUGGCGAAAAAAAUACACCAAUUGGAUAUUGGCCAAGCUCAAUUUUCCAAUACAUGAAGGACACGUGUGAUUUCGCAUUUUGGGGUGGAUAUGUUCAAGGUCCAACAGCAUCGACAAACUCUCCACAAAUUGGCAGCAGUCAUUUUGCUUCAGAAGGCUUUGGAAAAGCAUCUUUUCUGAAAAAUAUCCAAAUUGUAGAUAAGAACAAUAAUCUUGUUACUCCAAAUGUUCAUAGAGCCUAUCCAGGCAGUACCAAUUCUUCCAAAUAUACUUCAUCUAAUUAUGAUGUCAAUAACUAUGGUAUCCAUGUGUACUAUGGUGGACCCGGUGAUUUAGUGUGA